This is a messenger RNA of Striga asiatica, 1998 nucleotides long. NCBI's taxonomy places the organism in Eukaryota, Viridiplantae, Streptophyta, Magnoliopsida, Lamiales, Orobanchaceae. The record is from the annotation of a GenBank genome assembly.
GAAAAAAAAUAAAAAUUAAAUAUAAUUUUCAACCAAACAAAUUCAAUGUCUUAUUUUUAUUUAUAAGGCAAAAUACAAGAAAAUUCAGGGAAUUAAUCAAAUGACUCCAAUUUAACUUGAUUAAUUUUUAUUGAAGCUUGUUUAAAAUGUAUAUAUUAUGUUUAUUCAUAACUAAUAGUCUAUCAUCAAGCUGACAAUAAAUCGUAUCUACAACUUCUCUCCCACUGGUCCGAAGGUUGCGGCUGAGAGCGGGCGGCGCGUGGCGCGUGACGCGUGACGCGUCUGAUUCACAUAAGCCGUCGCAUAUGCGACCGUCGAUUUCCUUUCGAGGGUUUUGGCAAUGCUGACGUAGCCAUCUUGUAGUCAACGGCAAUACGGAACUUACAGAAAUCUCUCUACAAUCCUACGCCAUAAAUGUGUUGAGCUUGAGCUCCUUCCAUACAAAUGGUAUUGUUCUCAUCGUCCUUUUACCAUUCCUGUUCUCUUCGAAACCCCCGCCAUCGGAAUCACAGCAAUACGACGCCGUCGCCUUCGAACCCUUGCUCGUCUUCCCCCUAUUCGUCUCACCCUAAUUCCUCGUACAGUCGCCCAGGGCGUAAUUGGAAUUUCAUUACAUUCUCCGGAAUAAGAAGUAUCUGGAAGCACCAGAGCUUCAAAGCUCUAGCAAUGACCACAACUGAAGGGAACUUUUCAUCACCGAGGGCCAUGGCUAAAGAUGAAGUUAAGCCCGAUCAUCUACUUGUUCUUGUUCAUGGCAUCAUGGGAAGCCCGAGCGACUGGACGUAUUUUGAAGCAGAGUUGAAGAGGCGGUUAGGAAGAAGCUUCUUGAUAUAUGCGAGUUCAUGUAAUACGUACACCAAGACAUUUUCCGGCAUUGAUGGUGCUGGUAAACGCCUGGCUGAUGAAGUCACAGAAGUUGUGAAGAAGACAGAGAGCUUGAAGAAGAUAUCCUUUUUGGCACAUUCUCUCGGUGGAUUAAUUUCAAGAUACGCAGUAGCUGUUCUGUACACACCAAAUAUCGAUCAGCCUAACUAUAUAACUACAUCGAACUCAACAAAUUUGGAAAAAUCGUGCUCUUCAGUUAAUGGUUUGAUUGCUGGGCUGGAAGCAAUCAAUUUUAUCGCGCUUGCUACGCCUCAUCUUGGAGUGAGAGGAAACAAGCAGCUUCCGUUUCUUCUGGGAAUGACUUUCUUGGAGAAACUUGCUGUCCCGGUUGCCUCGAUUUUCGCUGGCCGUACGGGUCGUCAACUCUUCCUUACAGAUGGAGAUCCCGAAAAUCCGCCUCUGUUAUUAAGAAUGGCCUCUGAUUGUGAAGAUGGAAAAUUCAUGCAACCACCUAGUCAAUCAUUGGACGGUUACGAACAUAUUGUCAAUGUCGAGUACUGCCUGCCAGUCUUGACCGAGAGUCCCGAUUUUUCUCCAGAAGCAGCCAAAGCAAAAGAGGCUGCACAAAACGAACCAAACACGAAGAACACAAGAGAGUAUCACGAGAUUAUGGAAGAGGAGAUGAUCGAUGGCUUACAACAGCUUGGCUGGGUAAAAGUUGACAUUAGCUUCCACUCGGCUUUCUGGCCAUUCCUAGCUCAUCACAACAUUCAUAUGAAAAGCGAAUGGUUCAAUAACUCUGGAGCUGGUGUGGUAGCUCAUGUUGCCGAUUUCAUAAAUCAGCAAACCGGGACAUCGGGUCCAAAUUUGCAGGGGAGAUAGAUAUAACACCAAGAUAUCUCUGUGUAUUUUCUGCAGAAAAAAAGCUUGGAAAAUGGACUUUGGAUCUACUUUCUUUCUUUCCCUCAUCUACUCUCAAAAAAUUCUCUAGUUCUAUGUUUAGUCAAUUGGAUGUGUGAAAUUUGAUUUGUAGUCAACUUUAGCCAUUAGUUGAAAAAAGUUUAUGAUCAUUCAUCCAUAUUUUGACAUUGUAGGGAUCUGUUCUUUCAUAAAUAUUGAAUAUAUAUUACUGCACAGUGCACAAUUUGAAGCACUUGAUUCAUAUUUGAAGAA